GAAACCUACUAUACCCGGUAGCCGGAGAAACAGCAGGUCACACGUAUAAAAGGAAAUCAUUUCGUCCGAGCAACUUCACCACAAAAUAGAGGGGCUGCUGCUGCUUCGUUUUUUCUGGGUAUUUUGUUCUAAUCAGUUGCCUUUUUCUUGAAAUUGUUGGUUAUGGCGGUGAAGAAAACUUGCUCUCUUUGCUUAAUAUUCUAGAACUUGAGGUCGUCUUCGCUGAAUCCGACAUCCGGGGUUCUCACCGUUUACAGCUUUGGUUAGUUUCGAUACAGUAUGAGUGCGGUGAACAUCACGAAUGUCGCCGUGUUAGACAAUCCGGCGUCUUUUUUGACCCCUUUCCAGUUCGAAAUCUCUUACGAGUGCGUUACUCCUCUCGAUGAUGAUUUGGAAUGGAAGCUUAUCUAUGUUGGAUCAGCUGAGGAUGAGACAUAUGACCAACUUCUAGAAAGUGUUCUUGUUGGCCCCGUAAAUGUUGGAAAUUACCGCUUUGUCUUGCAGGCGGACCCUCCAGAUCCUUCAAAAAUUCGUGAAGAAGACAUUAUUGGUGUCACUGUGCUCUUGCUGACCUGCUCAUAUGUGGGGCAGGAAUUUGUACGAGUUGGCUACUAUGUGAACAAUGAUUAUGAUGAUGAGCAACUGAGGGAAGAGCCUCCGCAAAAAGUCCUAAUUGAUAGGAUUCAAAGAAAUAUAUUAUCAGACAAACCCAGAGUAACAAAGUUCCCUAUUAACUUUCGCCCUGAAAAUAGUGAAAGAGAGGAGCAAGCCCCUCCACCUGAUCACGUGGUUGAAGAAGAAGAUCCAAACGAAGGGCAAAUGCCUUUGCCUAAGAGUAAAUUAGAUGAAGAUGGAGCCUAAAUGAAGAUGUUAACUUUUUUUCUAAUGUUUCUGUUUUGGUUUGACAGUAUUGUGCCUUGGAAAGUAUCUCAUCCGGGGUUCUUGUGGAUGAUAUCUGAUCACUAAAGCCUGUCGUUUUUAUUCUUUUUUUUCUUCCUCUUCUUGUGAUAUAUGUAUCAAGUCUAGUCGCAUUUUGAAGCAGUUAACCUUUUUUGGGGUUAAGAAGAAACUGUAUGUAGACUAGAUACCAGUUUUGGCUUUAUAAUUUGGUCCAAAAUGGUUGAUAUGCAGACUCUAAUGACCUUAUGGAA
This is a messenger RNA of Nicotiana tabacum (common tobacco), 1151 nucleotides long. RefSeq names its product putative histone chaperone ASF1A. Gene Ontology annotation, molecular function: histone binding. Gene Ontology annotation, cellular component: nucleus; chromatin. Gene Ontology annotation, biological process: DNA replication-dependent chromatin assembly. NCBI's taxonomy places the organism in Eukaryota, Viridiplantae, Streptophyta, Magnoliopsida, Solanales, Solanaceae. The record is from RefSeq and is a predicted model, not a curated record.